Messenger RNA from Fomitiporia mediterranea MF3/22, 2595 nucleotides. RefSeq names its product acid protease. The transcript has 6 exons. Gene Ontology annotation, molecular function: aspartic-type endopeptidase activity. Gene Ontology annotation, biological process: proteolysis. Bases 1 to 2595 code for a protein of 864 amino acids. Lineage: Eukaryota; Fungi; Basidiomycota; Agaricomycetes; Hymenochaetales; Hymenochaetaceae. The record is from RefSeq and is a predicted model, not a curated record.
AUGAAUUUUGCGCGGCGGGGGAGUGCUCGUCUGCGGGGACGAGAGCGGGUACGGGAAUGGGAGUGGGAGAGGAGGGUGUCUACGGUAUCUACAGUAUCUACAUGGGACGGCGAGGCGCAAGAAGCGAGGGCCAAAGUGAAGCGCGACGAGGGCAAUGGCGGGACGGAUGGCGUCGUAUUGGACUUGACGCUCGUUGGUGAUGCUACUGAGCUAGAAGAAGAGGAGGUGUAUACUGUCCCUGUUACUGUGGGCAGUAGUGGCCAGACGUUCAAGUUACAGGUUGAUACGGGUUCUUCUGACUUGUGGAUCGCAUCGAAGUCAUGCUCCACAACAGCGUGUUCGGCGGGCAAGCCCAAAUUAUACGACCCCUCGUCGUCCACUGCAACAAACCGCGACUUCACCAUUCAAUAUCUCAGUGGGUCGGUCGAGGGUCCUAUCGUGUGGGAUCGGUUCACGCUCGGACCGUAUACCAUUGACAAUCAGGCGCUUUGUGAGUUUCUAUUUCCUUUCGCUCUCGCACUUAGUGCGGGUGUUCGUGUUAUUUACGCGUUCCCGUAUACAUAUACUGACUGUCAACAUUUAAUUUAUCAUGCGCUCGCCGCUACUGCUGCUGUUACUGUGUUCCUGUUGCCGCGCCGCUUCCGCUGCCCCGCCGCAACGAACGUUGUCAACGAAUCCCUCACGGGAGACUAUUCCGGCAUCCUGGGUCUCGCGUUGCCCUUGGAUUCAGUAAUUUCGCAGGAAGUCCCACCAGUGACGGAUAAUGUCCCCGACGGCGCGACGUUCAUCUCGAAUCUCUUCGGGGUGACGCCAACCGAUCAGGCACCCGCACAGUUCUUCUAUUCCGUUCUCCUCGCUCGACCGAACAUAGAUCGUAUUCCGUCUGUACUUGCCGUCGGCCGCCACCCGUCAAAUGACCUCCUUUCAGACGGACUCACCAUCGACUCGUCUAAAAUAGCGUAUUCUUCUGUUCUUUCGGAACGCGAUGGUGUGCAUUUUUGGAAAGCGGAGUUACGGGCGAUCACGGUGUAUGUGAACGGGACUGCGAAGUCGGUUGAUAUUGGGACGAGUGUGACUGGUGGGCCGUACCCCGAGGCGGUCCUCGAUACGGGCGUACCAUAUAUCAUAUCGACUCCGACGAUUGCGAAUGCUGUUUGGGGCGCUUUGGGUAUUUCACCUGCGAAUGAUGGAAAUUACUACGUACCGUGUACGACACCACUAAACAUGACUAUAACAUUGGACAACCGAGAAGAAAUCCCGAUUCAUCCUUUAGACCUUAGCGCCGUUCCUGCGAGUGGUGGUUCCUCAUGUAUUGGUUUAUUCCAACAAAGUUCCGCGCUGUCCAACCCGAGUGGUUUCGGGGACAUCAUUCUCGGAGUGCCGUUCCUUCGGAAUGUAUACACUGUCAUGGCGUACGAGCCGAUUUCGGUUGGGGGGAUAGUAGGGAACGGUGCUGCCGCCACAAAAACAAAACGGGCUCCGAUUUCACCGAUGUUAGGAUUACUCAACAUGACGAAUCCUACAACUGCGAUGGACGAGUUUAACACUGUGAGAGUGUUAAACGAGCCGUUACAAGGGAGUAAGAAAGCGUUGAAUACAAGUCAUGGAUUAUCGAUUGGGCUGAAAGUCCUUUUUGCGUUGAUCGGGUUUGUUGUACUCAUUGGUGCACUAUUUGGUGCGAGGUGGUUGUAUGCCCGACGACGAGAUCGACGAGCGGCUGCUGCGUUAAGACGACGAGGGAAUGGGAAUGAGAAUGAAGGCGCUGGGGAUUAUGCGUUGAACGAUAAAGAUGCGUUUGCACUUGCAGCGUAUAACCUUCAACCGUUCCGGUCGCAUAGUUUCGUACCUUCGGAGGAUACGCAGCGAACUUUGGCAGACCCGACUGCGAGACUCGACAAGAAAUACGAUAGCAUCAACGCCAAAGGACGGAAUAGUAAUUCUGAUGAGGAGUUUGGGUUUAAGAGGAGUAAGAAGAGCGAUGAUUCGGAUCGCGGGGAGGAACGAGCGGUACCGAAGAUUGGAGAUGAAGGAUGGGACGGACACACAUCAUGGAUUGACUCGUAUUCAGAAUACCAACCUCCUCUUUUGGGUGAAUGGAGACCACCAGCACACGAACGCUCGUAUAGCACUUCGUCUGUACAGUCCGUACAUGCACCGUCUUCCCCGCUACUCAGUACCUCACAUGCACGGAAUAGUACGUUAACGCCUGUACCGUUGGAGAUGGACGUAGAUGAGUUUGGAGGGUUGGACGUGAGUAGUAUGGUGGGCAUUGGGACUGCUGCUAGGAGGGGGAGUGGAGUUGAUAUGGACGCUACGUUGACGAAUGAUAACAAUAUUCGAUAUCCGCAUUCACAUUCUUAUUCGCAUAGUAAUCAUUUGCGGAUGAGUACGGGGAGCGUUGGGAAUGGGGAUGGGAAUGGGAAUAGCAUUAGCGGAACCGGAGUAGCGUUGGGCGACGUUACCGCGAGCCCGAAUCCGGCUGUUGCGAGACCAAGACCCGGACGACCUAGGCCUGGGAGAAUGCCUUCGGGUCCGAGACGAACGUCGAGUACGAUGUCGAGGGUUAUUAACGCGGAAGACGUCAAUCUUUCAUAG